UUUAAUUUUCAGCCGUCAGAGCAGACCAUCUUCCUCAGUCAGUCCUCCAGAUUAGGCCAUGGAACCAGACCACAACGGCAGUCCAUAAGGUCCGCCCCAGAUCAUACCACCACAAUAGACAAUCAGACGAGUCUCAGAUCCGGCCACAGAUCAGACCAUGCAUCAACUCCGACAUCAGACCAUCGUCAGACCAGACCACCAGAUCAGAUCAGCCCACAGACUACCAUCCAUGGCUGCUCCACUUCAAAUCAGCACAGCACACCCAACCUCGUGAAAUGGUACAGGUCAGGUGCAUUGUUUGUGGGUUGGGUGAAGGGGGGUAUAUAGAGCUCUGGUUGAACCUUGCAAAGCAUACUUUCCACACACGUUCGGCCUGAAGUUUUCGGACAUUUUUUCCGGCUUAAAUUAACUGUAGUUAGAUCAGUUAGCGGGGCGCCCUGGGCUGGUAAGGGCCUCCCCUUCCCUUUUUGAUUAGUUGGGUUCCUUUGCAGGUGUUCGGUCAGCGACUAAAGUUCGGCUUUUAGGAUUCGGCUCGGUUUCUAGGAAAAGGUUCGACUGCGUUUUUUUCAUCUUUUGCGGAUGGACUCAUCGCCUUUUUUCGUCGUCGUCGUCGUCGUCACUGCAGUCUCCCGCUUAGUUGCGCCAAAUUCAAUUCAUUACACUUCACUUGAUAGUCAUUGCGCUGGGCAAGUGAAGCAUUCACUCGCAAGGUUCAACCAGACAGUUAUUAUUUUAAGAAGAAACUUUAGUAAACUAGAGACAUAAGACCAUUCAGCUACUGCAGUGAGAGGACCUCAUUUGGCCUCCACUUACAGGCUCAGUGGUCUCUCUGGUCACAGGUAGAUAGUCAGGUUAGUCUCGCAAAUUCGAGUCUGCCCCCACCUAUACCAAUUUGACUUUUCAUGUUAAACAGUGCGAAUGCAAAGCGAACAUUUUUGAUGCGCGUCGAUUUUUCAGACUUCGAACUUGUGAGGGUAGAUCAGUUGACAGGUUUAGUCUUACAAAGAAGGUAAUCUGCGAUCAGGCGUUUCUUCCCGCGAACAGCCAACACCUUUUUGCAGUUUGCCAGGGCAACAUGGGACAAUCCACACACCACAGGCUAGAUCGUUUACAAAUGGUAAGCGUAGGAAGUAUUCGAGACCAAUCUACGACGCAGUUUCAUCACUGGAGGAGCACGAACAAGCCGAUUGGCAUUUAGCAACGUUAGUAGCCUGCAAAGUGAUUACAAGAAUGCUACUAGGCCGAAUAUUUCGGGGAAACACAUGUGAAGGCCCACCAUACCUUGAUAUGCGUGUUCCUGAAUGGCAUUCAGGUGAAAACCUCGCAGGUUAUAGAUAGUUUUUCAAAGGCCACAGAAAUAGCAGGAGAGGAUACUCUGGCGUGGCAUCAUUAACAUUAAGACAAUUUAGUUUGUCUUUCUGUUAAUUUUUCCUUGCUGGAGAGUUUUCUUCUUAGGAAGUCCUGCAUUGCACUACGCAGGCACAGAUCGUCUACAAAUGGUAGGCGUACGUAGUCUUCACGUCGACCGUUCGUGGCUAUUGGUUUCCUAGUCUUCAUCCGAGAGUGGCCUGCAGUGUUCUACCCCCGACAAUUCUUGAAGUACUUCAUGACAGGGAGUGAAUCCUAAAGCAGCACUGAUUUCCAUUCGUCUCUUUUCGGUUUUCGAUUCGACUUUUGAUCCGAUUCCCUGAUUUUCCCUGAAUCUUGUAACAAGAAAUGGUUGCUUUUGUAAAUGUGAAUAAAAUGCUUUGGAUCGUAUGCUUGAUCGUGUUGUGUGUGAUUGAAUUGUAAUUCCAUUGCUACAUCAAGGAAAGAGGCCGGCCGAAGAAAGAAGAACAAAGAAUCUCCAGAUGUACAGAAAGAUAGUCCAGUUUAUUAAGUAGACGAGGUAGCUGCCUUUGCGGCGAUGAGUUGAGAAGAAACGCAUAGGACCAAACCAGACAAUGAUGAUGAUGACGGGGAUGAUGAUGACGACGACAAUGAUGAUGAUGAUCGCUUGCACUAAGACGUCGUUCUGCUUCUACUAAAGUUAUUUUAUUUACCGUUGAUUUAGGUUCAUAAUUGAACUGAAGAAAAUCACUGUAAAAUGUAAGUUGGCUAUUUUGCAAACAGAAGCCGAUGACAUCAUAGUGAAAACGACUUCAUCAUUAGGAAGGCGAGGUAAAGAGAGAGGAGACAGCAUAAAGCAAUAACUUAAAUAAGCUGUCUUAACUAACGUUGAUAUCUGUAAUAAAUGGCCCAUAUUCACUCCCCCCAACACUUUUCGAAUUUGUUGAUGUCUGAUACCUUGUUCCGCGGUUGUUAAACUCGCAUAGUUUAAUGUUAGUUGAGACAGCCACCAAUAUGUUAUAAUUAAAAUUUAAUUGGCCGGCCGAACUUCACCUUUGGGCAACUUCACCUCAUCAUGCACCUCUACGACUUCUUCUUUUUUUUGGAUUGUGGAUGCCAGUCUUCUUGGUCUUUUGGUGGAGAAACAUGACAGUUUACAGCAGCCCAUAUAAGGUAGGGCUGAUUUAUGCUGGUACAAAUUUUGCGCAAAGCUGACUCGUUCGGUCAAAAAUAGGAAAAUCGGCUUAUUGAGUUUCCUCGUAACGCUUCGUUUGUAAGAAUUAAGGUUCGUAGCUUAUGUAAACUUUGCACCACAUCGAUCAGCCCAAGUAAUAAUCCAAUGUGGCACAAGGUAUGUGGAAUUUUUUUUUAUAUUUUAGGCGAUUAGAUUUUCGGUUCGGUCCAUUCGUCUUUUCUCGGUUUGCGAUUCGACUUUUGAUCUGAUUCCGCAUUCGGCUUCAAAAACUGUGAAGGCUUGGUAUAGACAAAGUUUCCAUAGCAGGCCGCCAAAUAUCCCUGCGUACCGUUCGGGGGACCCUGGUGUGUUUCAUUCGAGGUGUCAAGGUUUUAUGGACGCAUGUCACACUCCUCGGUCUUGCUCGGACGUCAAAUUCUAAGACGCGCACCCCAUCUAUAUAGACUAAUUAAUUUCUGUAAUCAGCAAACACAAUUUAAUAAAAACACUUCAUCUAAUGUGUUGUCUGUGUGGUUUUUCUUUUACUUGAAAGCUAAAUCUUUAGGUAAUGAAUUUUAAGUACUAAUGAUGAUUUAAUUUGCAGGUUUAUUAUUAAAUAAUUGUUGUAAUAACGGCAAAUGAAUAAAACAAAAAUAAAACACUGUGUUGUGAGUGUGAUAUCUUUUAACUACGCACAUUAAGUGACACCGAGUGUCGCAUUCGCGUGUUUGCUAUUAAAACACAAAUGACUAACUCAUUUAAUUUCAGGUGCGUUGGAAAUCGAUAAUUUUUUUUUCGGACUCCUCCGCCACUUUUUGGCUGGGGUGAAUGGACUCACAUUUUAGGGCGCGCCCUCUCAAGAUGACUUUUUUCUGACCAUUGUACUGCGUUUUGGAUGCGUUCUUGAAGAAACGCAUGGCACUAGCUACUUAUUUUGAAGACGUAUACGUGAGGUACUGAAGGAAGGGCAGGAACAUUGAUAUUAAGGUUAAUGUGAUUGAAUUGUACGUGGUUAAAAGUUGAUGAAAAAUAAAGUUUAAAAAACGAAAGUUAUUUCGUCAGCUUGUCUGUUUUUUUGUUUGUUAUUUAAACCAGCACUAACAAAUUUAGAUAAAUUAGAUUAUGUUGUAACGGAGUUGCUUCUGAGGAAAAAAAUAAAGUGUGACCAACACAUUGCCGUUUCAUCAUUGUAUUUUUUCUUUAAACCAGUAGUAAAUAAUUAAAAAGUUUCAUUUCAGGAACUUCGUACAUCGUUUUUUACAUCUUUUUUUGCUCGAACAUCGCCUCCUCGAAGACGUCUUUUUGGGCGCGCCCUCUGAAGACCGACAACAGCAAACUAAAUGCAUGUAACGUAUGCUCUCUAGAAGCUCACUUGGAAGUUUUUUUGGCUGCGUUCCUGAAGAAACGCAUGCCGAUGCUGAUUACGACUGGAAAACAAGUCAAAGUUCUAAAGGUAAAACAGAUCUGUUUAUGCUUUACCUGUUAGAUUAUCUCUUUGGGUUUCAGAUUUAGUACAUGAAGUUAGCGUUCGACAGCAGCGUCCAAGAGGCAAGGAAGAGUGAAACGGAAGGUGAGUACUUUAAAUUUGAUUGUGCUGAUACGUGCCCUUAUCUCCGGAUGAUACUAAAACUUAUUCGUUCACACCCUAGUAGGAUUCAAAACUACGAGAUUUCUUUAUUUACUGGUGCUCCUAGUGUACCAAAGAAUGCAAUUUUCAAGACUUGGAAUUCUAAAUGAUGUUCGGCUGAAUUCGAAUCUGUUUGAUGAUAGCUGACAGUGGGAAAUGGAUUCUGCGAUUGGUUUCCAAGUGUGCAACAAAGCCAGUGUGUUGAUGUUAUUUAUUGAUUCUGUUUGUAAAAAAUAUUUCAUUUAGGUCGCAGACGUCCAGCAGUGAUAUUGUCCAUCAGUAGUGAUGUGCAACCCGUAAGUACAAGAAUAUAGGAAACCCUUCGUCUUCAAGAAGUUAAACAAGCAUACCCACAAAAUGUGCUCCUACUGCAGCAAAAUUCGUAACUUUAUAGGUAAAUACUAUUUUCCAGUGGGAUUCCAACCCACGAACAAUUUUUUUUUGCUUUAUCAGGAAGCAAAUGGAGAUGAAAGGUUAAUGAGGUACAAACUCCAGGAUAUGUGAGAGAAGCUGCAUACUUUAAAAUUUAUUUUCAACUGCCCUGUUAAAACUGUUGCUUUGAUAAUCUGUUUGAAGACGCUUUUUGUUCAGGUCAGUGCAAUUCCAGAAGUUAUUUCCAACCCGCAGUCGUGGCCGGCCCAUUGACAUUGUGAUUUUAGCACGUGACCCUAGCUACUAGGUCCGAGGUAAGUACUUGAAAGGUAAAAUAUGUUCACCCAAGUAUUCUGAAAGGAAAUGAAAUGAAGCUUUUGAUUAUCAUUUCAAGGCAUGACUUUCACUCUUAUAAUCAUCGUAUCAGAAUCUCUACAAAGAUAAUUAAAAAAUGUCACGUUUAAAUGGAAAACAAAUCCAAGAGGUCAUAUCUGAAACAACGGUUUGGCUACCACGUAGAUAGACAAAAACGUAAAGGAGGAACAUCCAAGGAUUAAAAAGGACCGGAUCAUUGACAGAAUAAUAAUAGCAAUAAUAGGCUCUUGCUGAGUAACAAACAUAUUCUUGAUAAGCUAAAUAUCUUGUGCUUGAGAUCUAUUUUGUACAGAUCCAGAAGAGUUCAGAUGUUGGGCCUCGUCAGGUCUGCAGUCAGUGGCUUGGAAAUUAUUUGGAGGAGCCUUGGUUAACUCGACAGAGGCAAGUUCAAUCUUUCUCCUUCUAAAUUGCAAAGAAUAGACUUAAAGAAAUUUGGCUGGGAUCCAAACCGUGCGGAAAUUUUAGAAGUGUUGUAUGGAAUUAGCUGGACUAAACAUAUGCUAAGACUGCAAUAAUAAAGUAGUAAAAGUGCUUAGCUAAACCUUUUUGCUGUCUGACGUUUCACUAAAUUUGCAAGUCGUCCUAAGUUUCUUUUCUAGCAAGAUUUAGGGGCAGUCUGACAAGGCACCGUCAGUGAGUAGAGGGCUGGUAAAUGUCUGACAACUAUUGCGUCGAUUAUGAUGAUUAUUAGACAUUGUAGUCAUUACCUGUCUUCUCUUUUGGCUACGAUCCUACAGCUAAUUUUUGAAAUCAGCGCAACCUACAAAUUAGUUUGUUAUCUGCUAGCAGAUAACUGACUAAUCUGCAGGUUGCGCAAGCAAUGUAUGAUUUCCACUAACAACGUCAAUUCAGGUUCCUUGCCACGGUGGGAUUGUCGUUAUUUUCGUCAAAACAAUGUAUGUUAAAACAAUUAUUGCAUUAGGUUUUUCCACAUUGUAUGAUGUCACUGCAUCACGCGCGAUAUCCGCGCGAAAAUAUUGCAGCCGAGCCUGGAAUGUUGCCAUGGUGAUGAACAUUGCAAUUUACGAUUCUUAGUACAAAUGGAAAAGAUUCGAAAAGAUCGUCAGCACAGCUCCGUAUUACUUUGAUUGAGUCUUUACAAACCUUUCCAGGGCAUGAGAGUUUUCAAUUGCAACUGAAUUUGAAAAAUGAAGUAUUUCCGUAUUUUUUUCUUCGUUUCUCUUUACGUAGCUCUCUGAAUUAUUGAGACCCUUCUCAUUAGUAUUAGCUUCUCAUAUUUUUCAUUUUCAGCCGUCAGAGCAGACCAUCUUCCUCAGUCAGUCCUCCAGAUUAGGCCAUGGAACCAGACCACAACGACAGUCCAUAAGAUCCGCCCCAGAUCAGACCACCACAACAGACAAUCAGAUGAGUCUCAGAUCCGGCCACAGAUCAGACCAUGCACCAACUCUCGCAUCAGACUAUCGUCAGACCAGACCACCAGAUCAGAUCAGCCCACAGAUUACUAUCCAUGGCUGCUCCACUUCAAAUCAGUACAGCACACCCAACCUCGUGAAAUGGUACAGGUCAGGUGCAUUGUUUGUGGGUUGGGUCAAGGAGGGUAUAUAGAGCUCUGGAUGAACCUUGCAAAGCAUACUUUCCACACACGUUCGGCCUGAAGUUUUCGGACAUCAUCUCCGGCUUAAAUUAACUGUAGUUAGAUCAGUUAGCGGGGCUCCCUGGGCUGGUAAGGGCCUCCCCUGCCCUUUUUGAUUAGUUGGGUUCCUUUGCAGGUGUUCGGUCAGCGACUUCAGUUCGGCUUUUAGGAUUCGGCUUGGCUUCUAGGAAACGGUUCGACUGCGUUUUUUCAUCUUUUGCGGAUGGACUCAUCGCCUUUUUUCGUCGUCGUCGUCGUCACUGCAGUCUCCCGCUUAGUUGCGCCAAAUUUAAUUCAUUACACUUCACUUGAUAGUCAUUGCGCUGGGCAAGUGAAGCAUUCACUCGCAAGGUUCAACCAGACAGUUAUUAUUUUAAGAAGUAACUUUAGUAAACUAGAGACAUAAGACCAUUCAGCUACUGCAGUGAGAGGACCUCAUUUGGCCUCCACUUACAGGCUUAAUGGUCUCUCUGGUUACAGGUAGAUAGUCAGGUUAGUCUCGCAAAUUCGAGUCUGCACCCACCUAUACCAAUUUGACUUUUCAUGUUAAACAGUGCGAAUGCGAAGCGAACAUUUUUGAUGCGCGUCGAUUUUCAGACUUCGAACUUGUGAGGGUAGAUCAGUUGACAGGUUUAGUCUUACAAAGAAGGUAAUCUGCGAUAAGGCAUUUCUUCCCGCGAAGAGCCAACACCUUGUUGUAGCUUGCCAGGGCAACAUGGGACAAUCCACACACCACAGGCUAGAUCGUUUACAAAUGGUAAGCGUAGGAAGUAUUCGAGACCAAUCUACGACGCAGUUUCAUCGCUGGAGGAGCACGAACAAGCCGAUCGGAAUUUAGCAACGUUAGUAGCCUGCGAAGUGAUUACGAGAAUGCUACUAGGCCGAAUAUUUCGGGGAAACACAUGUGAAGGCCCACCAUAACUUGAUAUGCGUGUCCCCUGAAUGGCAUUCAGCUGAAAACCUCGCAGGUAAUAGAUAAUUUUUCAGAGAACCCCGGAAUAGCAGGAGAGGAUACUCUGGCUUGGCAUCGUUAACAUCAAGACAAAUUAGCUUGUCUUUUCGUUAAUUUUGCCUUACUGGAGAGUUUUCUUCUUAGGAAGUCCUGCAUUGCACUACGCAGGCACAGAUCGUCUACAAAUGGUAGGCGUACGUAGUCUUCACGUCGACCGUUCGUGGCUAUUGGUUUCUUUGCCUUCAUCCGAAAGUGUCCUGCAGUGUUCUACCCUCGACAACUCUUGAAGUACUUCAUGACUGGUAGUGAAUCCUAAAGCAGCACGCUGUCUAUUUACUUUUUUCCCUGAAUCUUGUAACAAGAAAUAGCUGCUUUUGUAAAUGUGAAUAAAAUGUUUUUGAUGGUAUGCUUGAUCGUAUUGUGUGUGAUUGAAUUGUGGGUCCAUUGCUACAUCAAGGGAAGAGGCCGGCCGAAGAAAGAAGAACAAAGAAUCUCCAGAUGUACAGAAAGAUAGUCCAGUUUAUUAAGUAGGCGAGGUAGCUGCCUUUGCGGCGAUGAAUUGAGAAGAAGCACAUAGGACCAAACCGGACAAUGAUAAUGAUGAUGAUGGGGAUGAUGAUGACGACGACUAUGAUGAUGAUGAUCGUUUGCACUACGACGUCGUUCCGCUUCUACUAAAGUUAUUUUAUUUAUCGUUGGUUUAGGGUCAUAAUUGAACUGAAGAAAAUCCCGCUAAAAUGUAAAUUGGCUAUUUUGCAAACAGAAGCCGAUGACAUCAUAGUGAAAACGACUUCAUCAUUAGGAAGGCAAGGUAGACAGAGGAGACAGCAUAUGGCAAUAACUUUAAUAAGCUGUCUUAACUAACGUUGAUAUCUGUAAUAAAUGGCCCAUAUUCACUCCCCCAACCCUUUUCAAUUUUUCAUAAAAUUUCUUAGUUACCGUAAUUCGGAAAUUAUUUGAAUUUUUGUCAUCUUUGCUGAUACCUUGUUCCGCGGUUCUAAACUCGCAAAGUCCAAUGUUAGUUGAGACAGCCACCAAUAUGUUAUUAUUAAAAUUUAAUUGGCCGGCCGAACUUCACCUUUGGGCAACUUCACCUCAUCAUGGACGUUUACGACUUCUUCUUUUUUUUCCCAAUACCUACGCCUUUUUUUUGGAUUGUGGAUGCCAGUCUUCUUGGUCUUUUGGUGGAGGAACAUGACGGUUUACAGCAGCCCAUAUAAGGUAGGGCCGAUUUAUGCUGGUACAAAUUUUACGCAAAGCUGACUCGUUCGGUCAAAAAUAGGAAAAUCGGUGCAUUGAAUUUCCUCGUAAGGUUCGUAGCUUAUGUAAACUUUGCACCACAUCAAUCAGCCCAAGUAAUAAUCUAGUGUGGCACAAGGUAUGUGGAUUUGUUUUCUAUAUAUUAGGCGAUUAGAUUUUCGGUUCGGUCUAUUCGUCUUUUUUCGGUUUCGAUUCGACUUUUGAUCUGAUUCCGUAUUCGGCUUCAAAAACUGUGAAGGCUUGGUAUAGACAAAGUUUCCAUAGCAAGCCGCUAAAUAACCCUGCGUACCGUCCGGGGACCCUGGUGUGUUUCAUUCGAGGUGUCAAGGUUUUAUGGACGCAUGUCACACUCCUCGGUCUUGCUCGGACGUCAAAUUCUAAGAAGCGCACCCCAUCUAUAUAUAGACUACUUAAUUUCUGUAACCAGCAAACUCAAUUUAAUAAAAGCACUUCAUCUAAUGUGUUGUCUGUGUGGUUUUUUCUUUUACUUGAAAGCUAAGUCUUUAGGUAAUGAAUUAUAAGUACUAAUAAUGAUUUAAUUUGCAGGGAUAUUCUAAAACACUUGUUGUAAUAACGGCAAAAAAAGAAAUAAAACAAAAAUAAAACACGGAGUUGUGAGUAUGAUUUCUUUUAACUGCGCACAUUUAGUGACACUGAGUGUCGCAUCAGCGUGUUUGCUGUUAAAACACAAAUGACUCACGUAUUUAAUUUCAGGUGCGUUGGAAAUCGAUAAAUUUUUUCUUUGGACUUUUCCGCCACUUUUUGGCUGUGGUGAAUGGACUCGCAUUUUUUUGGGCGCGCCGUCUCAAGAUGACUUUUUUCCGCCCAUUGUACUGCGCUGCGUUUUGGAUGCGUUCUUGAAGAAACGCAUGGCACUAGCUACGUAUUUGAAAGUCGUACCUGAGGUGCUCAAAGAAGGAGAAUAUUAAGGUUAAUGUGAUUGAAUUGUACGUAAGUAAAAGUUGAUGAAAAAUAAAGUUUAACAAACGAAAGGUAUAUCAUCAGCUUGUUUGUUUGUUUGUUUCUUUUUUUUUGUUAAUUAAACAAGCACUAGCAAAUUUACAUAAGUUAGAUUAUGUUGUAACGGAGUUGCUUCAGAGGAAAAAAAUAAAGUGUGACCAACACAUUGCCGUUUCAUCAUUGUAUUUUUUCUUUAAACCAAUGGUAAAUAAUUAAAAAGUUUCAUUUCAGGAACUUCGUACGUCGUUUUUUACAUCUUUUUUUGCUCGAACAUCGCCUCCUCGAAGACGUGUUUUGGGGCGCGCCCUGUGAAGACCGACCACAGCAAAACAGAAUGCAUGUAACGUAUACUCUCUAGAAGCUCAUUAGGAAGUUUUUCUCUGGCUGCGUUCCUGAAGAAACGCACGUCGAUGCUGAUUACGACUGGAAAACAGGUCAAAGUUCUAAAGGUAAGACAUAUCUGUUUAUGCUCUAACUGUUAGAUUAUCUCUUUGGGUUUCAGAUUUAGUGCAUGAAGUUAGCGUUCGACAGCAGCGUCUAAGAGGCAAGAAAGAGUGAAACGGAAGGUGAGUACUUUAAAUUUGAUUGUGCUGAUACAUCCUCAGAUGAUACUAAAACUUAUUAGUUCACACCCUAGUAGGAUUCAAACCUACGAGAUUUCUUUAUUUACUGGUGCUCCUAGUGUACCAAAGAAUGCAAUUUUCAAGACUUGAAAUUCCAAAUGAUGUUCGGCUGAAUUCGAAUCUGUUUGAUGAUAGGUGACAGUAGGGAAUGGAGUGUGCGAUUGGUUUCCAAGUGUGCACCAAAGCCAGUGUUUUGAUGUUAUUUAUUGAUUCUGCUUUCAAGAAAUAUUUAAUUUAGGUCGGAGACGUCUAGCAGUGAUAUGGCCCGUGCAACCUGUAAGUACAAGAAUAUAGGAAACCCUUCGCCUUCAAGAGGUUAAACAAGCAUACCCACAAAAUGACAGGGUCAUUUACCAAAAGAGUUUUGUAGGCAAAUGUGCUCUUACUGGAGCAAAAAUCGUAACUUUGUAGGUAAAUUCUCUUUUCCAGUGGGAUUCCAACCCAUGAACAAUGUUUUUUUGGUUCAUCAGUAACCGGCAAAUCGAUAUGAAACGUUAAUGAGAUUCAAACGCCAUUAUAUCUGAGAGAAGCAGCAUACUUAGAAAUUCCUUUUCAACUGCCCUGUUAAAACUGUUGCUUUUAUAAUCUGUUUGAAGACGCUUUUUGUUCAGGUCUGUGCAAUUCCAGGAGUUGUUUCCAACCCGCAGUCGUAGCCGGCCUAUUGGCAUUGGGACAGGUGACCCUAGCGACCAGAUCCGAGGUAAGUACUGAAAAGGUAACACACUUAUCCUCGGAUGCACUUAUCCUCGGAUGAUUUUACCCAAGCCUUCUGAAAGGAAAUGAAGCCUUUGAUUACCAUUUCAAGACAUGAGUUUGACUCUAAUAUUCAUCGUAUUCAAACCUCUAUCAAGAUAAUUAAAAAUUGUCAAGUUUAAAUGGAAUGCAAAUCCAUGCUAAGAGGUUAUAUCCGAAACAGCGGUUUCGCUACCACUUAGGUUGACCAAAACUCAAAGGAGGAACAUCCAAGGAUUAAAAGGAAUUAGUGGCAGAAUGAAUUUUUAAAAAACAAUGGAAAACUUUUGUUUGGAUCAGCCUUAAUCGAUGUUCUUGAGAAACUUUGCAUUUAGGUCAGAAAACUGCUGAUAGACGUCAGCGAGCGGAAAAGCAACCCUGAAGUGUCUCUUUAACUAUUACAUAGAACGUGAUUGGAACGAUCCACCUGGCAGAUCGUAGGUAAGUACAGAAGAAAAAAUACGAGCACGUCCAACCCAACCUUUCCCCCAAAAAAUACCAGGAAAGAAAACUGACGAUAAAAGAACUCACUAUGUGCAUUUUCUCCAGUUGUGAACUAAGUCACAACUAAGUCUACUAAAACUGCAUAUUGCAAAAUAGACAACAAGGACCCUCAACAAGAGGAGUCUAUGCUGGCUGUAUGUCAGGCAGUUAAUUGAAUUCCCUAGAGACAAAUCGUAACUUUCAUUUGAAGGUCCCUAAACACUUCUCCUUCAAUGGACUUCUAAUCCAUGAACUUUGCUUAACUUUGACGUUACUUCAAGCAAAUACAAGGUGUUAGUGGGAUUCAAACCUAGGCCUACUUAACUAAGAAGAGCGAAAUAUGUAAUAGGCUGUUAGUUGCUGAGUAACAAACAUCCCUUUGAUAAGCUAAAUAUCUUGUUCUUGAGAUCUAUUUUAUACAGAUCCAGAAGAUUUCAGAUGUCGCACCUCGUCUGGCCUGCAGUGAGUGGCUCUAAAAUUAUGGAAAGGAGGCUUGCUUAACUCGACAAAGGCAAGUACAAUCUUUCUCCAUCUAAUUUGCAAAGAAUAGACUUAAAGAAAUUAGGCUGGGAUCCAAACCGUGCGGAAAUUUUAUAAGUUUUGUAUGGAAUUAGCAGGAAUACUCAUAUGCUAAAACUGCAAUAAUCAAGUAGUAAAAGUGCUUCGCUAAACAUUUAUUCUGUCCGAAAUGCCGCCUUAUUUUUUUUUCUAGCGAGAUUUAGGGGCAGGCUGACGAGGCAACGUCAGUGAGGAGAGGGUUAGGUAAAUGGCUGACCCUAUUGCAUCGAUUAUGAUGAUUAUUGUACAUUGUACUCAUUACCUGUCCUCUCAUUGGCUAGGAGCCUACAGCUAAUUUUGGAAAUCAGCGCAACCUACAGAUAGGUUAGUUAUCUGCUUGUAGAUAACUGACUUAUCUGUAGGUUGCGAGCGCAGUGUAUGAUUUCCACGAACAAUAUCAAUUCAGGUUCCUUUCGUCGGGUAUGAUUGUCGUUAUUCUCUUCAAAAAAUGUAUAAUAAAACAAUUAUGAAAUUCGGUUGUCUAAUAUUCCAAAUAAUCAAGGUCUCGGUAAGUGUUAUCAGCCGAGCCUGCGGCUCGGCUGAUAACACUUACCUCGACCUUGAUUAUUCCGGAUAUCACUAAAAUCUCGUCCAAUAAUCGCUAAUUAUCUUGUUGAUUGCAAUGGUGAUGAUAAGGACGACCACGAUAAUGGUAAUGAUGAUGUCAAACAACGACGAUGAUGGAGAUGCCAUGUCUUUAUUCAACAGGGGAAAUUAUCCAUUGAAACGUUAGUAAUUUAUACGGCGUUCAAAUGCAGUAAUUUUAACUAAAACGAUACAACUUUAAUUGACACAACAGCAAAGACAACAGCUUAAUUAAAAUGCGGGUAGACUGAUUGGAAUCACAAAAGUAGAGAAACGAAAAAGGUCAAAAGAGGAAAUAAAUGUUGGAAAAUGGAGCAGAAAUGAAUUUAAAAUGACAUAUAAAUAAACGAAAAAUAAAGAAAAAACAAAUGAAUAAAUAGUGAUAAAAUAAUGAAUAAUGAAAUGUCCUGUAACAAUGAAACUAAAUAUAAAUUCAAAUUAAUAAAAAUAGGGAUAGUAAUAAUGAUCACGAUAAUGAUAAUAAUAAUAGAAAAGGAUUUAACAAGCAGCUGCAACAACAAAAAAGCUAGACUGAUUUUUGACAACGUAACUAAGCAGUUACGUUUCAAAAAUUCAGCUAGAAGUAUUAAUGCUUUCCCUUUCCUAUUACAAUCAUUAUUUACGAUCAUUAUUAUUAUUAUUUGAAUAUAUUUUAUUAACUCUAUUAAGUAUUAUUUUAAAGUUAGUUCAUUUUUUUACAUUCUUUAAAUUUAUUUGUUUAUUUAUUAUUUACUAUUAUUUUAAAUUAAGUUCAUUUUUGUUACAUUCUUUAAAUUUAUUUACUUUUUUGACCUUUUUUUCUCUUUGUUCUUUCGCGAGCAAGUCAUUAUUUUCAAGAUUUAUCCCUAUUGACCUGCAUUUUUAUUUUGAAGUUUUAAACAAUUGUAUCAAAUUUCCAACUAUGGUGCAAUCAUACUAUAUAAACACGACCUCACUAUCGGCAAUAUCUGGAGACGCAAUAUAGCUUUUGUCUUUGCUGUUUUGUUUUUAUAGCUGAUUAAACUUGAGGACUCAAUGAAGGAGUGGGUGGGGGCUAGUAAGCUUGAUAAUGAGUUCAGUUAAACGUGUGGUCUUGACUUGGUCUUGAGAGAUUUUAGGAGCCGUGAACAUGGACAAGCUAAGCAGCCUGAUGUGGCAUUGACGAUGUGCUGCCUAUGACGUUAAUGAUGACGAGGACGACAAUAAUGAUGAUGCUGAUGAUGCUGGUGCGCUGAGAAAGAGGAUGAUGAAGAUGAAGAUGAUGACGCUAACAAUGACGAUGACUCUGACGACGAUGAUAACUAUAGUAAUGUUGAUGAUCACGAUGAUGAUGACUUGCCGAAUGCUGACGAUUAUGUUCAUGACGUUGACGAUGAUGCUGAUGAUGUAACUAACGAUGAUGAUGAUGAUGACGAUGAUGAUGAUGAUGAUGAUGAUAGUGACGCUGACAAUGACGGAUGCUGA
Porites evermanni is the source of this 14067-nucleotide messenger RNA. The record is from the annotation of a GenBank genome assembly. Lineage: Eukaryota; Metazoa; Cnidaria; Anthozoa; Scleractinia; Poritidae.